Messenger RNA from Octopus sinensis (East Asian common octopus), 7101 nucleotides. RefSeq names its product nipped-B-like protein. The coding region runs from base 42 to 6200 and encodes 2052 amino acids. NCBI's taxonomy places the organism in Eukaryota, Metazoa, Mollusca, Cephalopoda, Octopoda, Octopodidae. Gene Ontology annotation, molecular function: chromatin binding. The record is from RefSeq and is a predicted model, not a curated record. Gene Ontology annotation, biological process: establishment of mitotic sister chromatid cohesion; regulation of gene expression; replication-born double-strand break repair via sister chromatid exchange. Gene Ontology annotation, cellular component: Scc2-Scc4 cohesin loading complex. The transcript is spliced from 48 exons.
UGUUACCGGAAUUGCCCCUGCCUACAGCACUGCCAUCAAGUAUGCACAAUAAGAGUCUUCUUUUCAAUUCAAAAAUUGCUGAUGAUGCUCGAAGGAUCCUUGGAUGCAGAGAUGAAAACUUGGUUCAACAACUCCUUUAUGCACUAAAACACACUUCAACAGAUCACAUUGAAUUGAAAGAUAGUUUGGCCAGUGAUGCCAUUGAAGGGGAUAUUCCAGAUUUAUUGAAAAUGGUUUUAAGACAAGAUCCCAAUGUUUUUCAUUCUACUGCUAGGAGAAAUUAUGAUGGCAGACAGACCCGUCAAAGCUUAUCACAGCAACGGUCUUCAAGUUAUCCCCAGCAGCAACCACCACCCCCUUCCCCACAACAACACCAACCACCACAACAACAACAACAGCAACAACCACAACAGCAGCAGCAGCAACAACAGCAGUAUCAUCACCAACAUCAGCCUAGACAACCCCAGCCUUUGUCACUUUAUCAUUCAUCUCGUUUUCCAUCAUAUCAAAAUAAUACUACUUCUAGAUGUCCACAGCAAAGUGGUCAACGGUUUCCUAACAGCCAAUAUCCUGUCCAUGGUAACUUUUACCCUACAACAAGAUUCCAACAACAGCAAUAUCAGCAUUUUGCUCAAAGUCAGCACCAUGAACAAUAUGCAGGAUCUCCUGCUCAAGCGGCUGUGGCAGAACCCUUGAUAAAUAUUGAUAUUUCCCCUAUGCCUGAAUCAGCUGGAUCAGCAUACUCUAGCAGGCGCCGUUCAAGUACUUCCAGUAAGCCACAAACUUUAAGCUGUUCUGAACCUACUGAAAGGAAAAAUCCUAGUACUUUGAACAAAGAAAUGGAAUUAUCAAAUCGGAAAGGAGGUGACCGUAAAUGUGUUGAAGUAAUAAAUAGAAGAGGAAGGCCUCCUCAGAUAACACCACGGCAUCAAUUUCCACAGCAGCAGCAGCAACUGAGCCAGCAGCAAAAAUUGUCUCAGCAACGACAACCACAUCACCACCAACAACAACAACAACAACAGCAACAGCAACAACAACAACAACAACAACAGCAGCAACAUCAUCAGCACCAUCAACAUCAUCAUCAACAACAACAACAACAGUUGCUGUUUCAACAACAAUUUGAGCAAUUACAGCAACAACAACAACAUCAAAGGCAACGGCGUGUACCGCAACCGACCUUGCCAAUACUUCCACAACAGCCACCAUUACCACAUCAUAAAAGACAUUUACAACCACCUCCACCUGUUGAAAAUGACUCUGAGGAGAUUUCUUUUGAUAAAGCUGUGGAACUUUUGGUUGCAAGAAAUUCUUGGCCUAUUGUUGUUUUAGAACCACUUGAUCCAGAGACAUUGCAAUCAAUUGCCACUGGGGGAAGAAUUAAGGCCGACUGUGAUAUUAUGAGGAGACAGUUAAAGGGCUGUAAAAGAAGUUAUUCUGCUGACAGUGAUGAUGAUGAUGAUCUGUAUUCUCAAAAGAAGAGAAGAAAGAGAAAUAAAAGGCUUCAUCAAAGAGCGCUGUCUAUAGAUGAACUUCUUGAAAGUCCAACUUUUAAAAAAUUUGUAACAUCAAUUGAGUAUGUGUUUGAUUCUGCUGAAGAUAUAGAUUUUGGAUCUUUGGAUCCAGAUGACGAUGACGUUGAAUGUCCACCGGAGUCAUUAAUCUCUAGGCAAGUUAUGUCUGAGAUUUGUAGUGAAGCAGCAAAGUUGAAGUCUAUGGGUGUAUUCAAUCAGAUCCCUGGUGAUAAACUUGUGAGAUUAUUGGCUAUUUUACAAUGGAAUGUUCGAGAUGGCAUGAAAUUAACUCCAAAUAUAAACCAGGAAGAAGAAGAUGAAGAACAAAUUCUGUGGAGAGAAAUUACAAUGGAGAGAAUAAUGCGAAGUAUGGAUGCUUCUUUAGCAGCUCUGUAUAUUAUUACUGCCCCAGAUAUGCCAAAACAAGUGUAUUUGGAAGAUGUGAUAGAAAGGAUAAUCUUGUUUGCGAAAUGGCAGCUGCAGAAUACAGUCUAUCCAGAGUUUGAUCAUGUUUAUAAGAUAGAUCCUCAUGCUAAAGAUGGUUAUCAUGGCAGUGUGAAAGCCAAGAGAUCCCGGUCACAUAUAGUUAAAAAUAAAUUAACUAUCAUGCUCUAUAAUAAACUGUGUGAGCUAGUCGAGGCCUUAGGUGUGUUAUUAAGUAUCCAAGAACUUACUGACACUGUUGUCCUACAGGUUUCUACGUUAGGUGUGUCACCAUUUUUUGUGGAAAAUAUAAGUGAAAUGCAAUUAAAUGCCAUGAAGUUAGUCACUAUUAUUUUUUCAAAAUAUGACAAACACAGGCAGCUUAUUCUUGAAGAUAUUUUUGCUUCUCUUGCUCGUUUACCAUCUAGCAAACGAAAUCUUCGGAAUUACAGGUUAAAUGCAGAAGAAUCAAUUCAAAUGGUAACUGCCCUUGCUUUACAGUUGAUCCAGUGUGUUGUAAAAGUUCCCAAACCAAAAAUAGCAAUGAAUCAAUUUAUGGGGGAGGAAAAAGCUCCGGAAAAAAAUUCUAAAGGAAAGACUGAUAAUGAUGUGUUAAUUGUAACAUCUUAUGAAACUGCAAUGCGGACUGGAUAUAACUUUCUAUCAGUUUUUUUAAAAAAGUGUACUGCAAAAAGUGAAGAUGAUUUUCGCCCACUUUUUGAAAAUUUUGUCCAGGAUUUACUUUCAACAGUGAAUAAACCUGAAUGGCCUGCAUCAGAACUUUUAUUGAGUCUCUUAGGGCGAAUCCUUGUGCAGCAAUUUAGUAACAAAUCCACAGACAUGUCACUGCGAGUUGCUUCACUUGAAUAUCUUGGUAUUGUUGCGGCAAGGUUACGUAGGGAUGCAAUAUCAAGUCACAUGGAUCAGGAAACUGUAAACGAUAUUGUUGAGAAGAUGAUGUUUUCAGGUCCGGACAGAAAAGAUUCUUCAUUGAUGAAUAUGGAUAAAGAUUAUAGGCAAACAGAAAGCCUACAGAGAGCAUUAUUAGAUUAUCUUGCUGAGCAUGGACAGAGAGAACGAGCUUUAUUGUUUUCUCGUUCAUUUUACAUUGCACAAUGGUAUCGGGAUACGGAUAUGGAAGCUGAAAAGUCAGCAAAGAAAGGAUCUAGAGCAGAACAAGAUGGUGAUAUUGAAGAAGUAGACAGAUUAGCAGAAAUCUUGGCUGGUUCUGAAAGAAAGAAAAAGUUUUUGCUGUCAAUGGUUCCUGUGAAUCCCAAACCAUUGGGAACUGUGAGGACAUCAAAUUACUUACUUGUUUAUCAAGAGGCCUGUCUUGCAGCUUGUUAUUUGAGUUCAAAAAGACCUUUUGCACAGAGCUUUGAUAUAUAUUUGACUCAGAUCUUGCGGGUACUUAGUGAAACAGCUGUUGCUGUGAGAACAAAGGCUAUGAAAUGCUUAUCUGCAGUUGUUGAAGCUGACCCGAGUAUCUUGGCACGGGAUGAUAUGCAGCGAGGUGUCCAUGGCAGAUUUCUUGAUCAAUCAACAUCAGUACGUGAAGCAGCAGUUGAGCUAGUGGGUAAAUUUAUUUUGAUCCGUCCAGAACUCAUCCCUAAGUACUAUGAUAUGUUAUGUGACAGAAUUUUGGAUACUGGUAUCAGUGUUCGCAAAAGGGUAAUCAAAAUUUUCAAAGAUAUAUGUUUGGAACAACCAGAUUUUAAUAAAAUACCUGAAAUGUGUGUAAAAAUGAUACGUAGGGUAAAUGAUGAAGAAGGAAUAAAGAAGUUAGUCAGUGAAGUUUUCCAAACAAUGUGGUUUACUCCUUGCAAAGAGAAAGAAUCAGAUGAAAAACUUUUACGGCGAGUUGUGAAUAUUACUGAAGUGGUUGCAGCUUGCAAGGAUUCUGGUAUUGAAUUCUUUGAACAAAUGUUGGAAAAUCUGUUAAAAGAAGAUGAAAAUGGGAAAGUCAACAAAAGUGCACUUCAAGCUUGUCGCCAAAUUGUAAAUUGCCUUGUCGGUAAUGUUUUAUCAUUGGAAGAAAAAUCUGUCGAAACAGUGGAUGGAUCUGGAAAUAAUAGUGAGCAUUUAGUGGCUUGUCUGUCAACGUUAUACAUGUUCAGCAAGAUAAGACCUGAUUUAGCUGUGCAUCAUGGAACAACCUUGCAGCCUUACCUGGAUAUCAAGUGCAAUACUGUAGAAGACACAAUGGUUCUUCAUCAUGUUGCCAGAAUAUUAGAAUUAAUUGUGCCUCUGAUGGACCACCCAAGUGAAUCAUUCCUUGCACAGUUGGAAGAAGACAUGAUAAAAUUAAUUCUUAAGCAUGGCAUGAUGGUGUUGCAGAGUUGUGUGAGUUGUUUAGGAGCUGUUGUGAACAAUGUCAGUCAUAAUUACAGGCUGGUCAAAGACUGUUUUCAAAAAUUCUUUGGUGUCCUGUCUAAAUUGAUGGCUGAUCAUAAGAAAAAUCCUGAUAAUCCAACUCUUGUGAGCAGAAGACCUACUUUAUUACGGGCUUUAUUCACAGUUGGUUUGUUGUGUAGGCACUUUGAUUUUGAUUCCAAAGAUAUGGGUGAAACAAAGGUUUCCAUUAAGGAUCGGGUUUUUGAUGUUCUUUCAUAUUUUAUUGCCCACGAAGAUGAAGAUGUGCGCAUAAAAGCUCUCACAGGUUUAGGUUUCAUGUGUAUCCGUCAUUAUGAGUACAUGCUUGGGAGGACCCUUAAAGAGCUUUAUUAUUAUCUUCUGACUGACUAUAAUGCAUCAAUGAAACUAAAAAUUCAAGCUUUGAAAAACCUUCAUGGUUAUUUAGUUGAAGAAGAAGUCAAGAUGAUUCAAGCUGAUGCAGAAUGGAGAAAACAGUGUAAAGCUGAAGAUCUAAGAGACAUGGGUGACGUACAGUCUGGAAUGGCUAGUACAAUAAUACAAGUUUAUCUCAAACAGAUUCUUGAAUCUUUUAUUUGUGCCAAUUCUCAAGUACGUGGAGCUGCAUUGGAUGUUAUACAUCUUGUUCUACGGCAAGGCCUAAUUCAUCCUGUACAAUGUGUACCUUACCUUAUAACUAUGGGAACAGAAAGUGAAGCUGCUGUCAGGAUUAAAGCUGAUCAACAGCUACAAGAGAUAGAUAAGAAAUAUCCUGGUUUCAUUCAUAUGAAGGCUCUUCAAGGAAUUAAGAUGUCCUACAAAAUACAAAGUAUCAUUCAAGACCCCUCAGAGCCGGUCCGUGGCCUUAGAAACAUGGAUAAUUCCUAUCAAAGUCUAAAUGCAUUCCUUUACACUGUCCUUAGAGGAAACAGACAACACAGGCGAGGGCUUCUCACUUCAGUGUUAAAUUUAUUUGAUGAUUCUGCUAGAGUAUCAUUAGAAGAGUUGUUAUAUGUUGCUGACAAUUUGGCGUUCUUUCCUUACCAAACACAAGAUGAACCUUUAUUUAUCAUUCACCAAAUAGACAUCAUUGUAUCAGUCUCAGGAUCAAAUUUGUUACAGUCUUUCAAAGAAGGAAUAUUUAUGAAAAAUAACUCAAAUCAAAAUAGUGAUAAAAGGAAAAAAGAUUUUUAUGAUGAUGAAGAAGAAGAAGAUAUAGAAACUUUAAUGGAAAAGCUGCAAAGUUGCAACAUUCAACCUUUGCAAGAAAUUUGCAGAAUUUCCCAGGGCUGUAUUCUUUUAUUGGUAUUAAAACAGCAUUUAAAAGACUUAUAUGGCUUCACUGACAGCAAAAUAUACCGGUACUCCCCAACAGAAGCAGCCAAAAUUUAUGACAAACCGUUGUCUCGGAAAUUUUGUGUUGAAUUUACACCAACAUCAACUAUAGAAUUAUUGAAAAAAGGUACAGAAAAGUUAGUUGAGAGGGAAGCCCGAAGGAAAUUGGUUGAAGAAUAUUUAGAUUUUAAGCAUUUAAUGUUGAGUAUUGAUCCACCUGAUGACAAUGACUCUGAUGAUAACAAGAGUACAGGAAGAGCAUCUCCUAUACCCAAAAAGCCAGCAGAAAAGGAAGAUGGAGUUGAUAAAACACCAGAAAAAUCAACUAUUGUUGAUAAAAUUUCUGAUGGGAGUGAUGGUAUCAAACCAAAGCCACAACAUACAACACGGUCUCACAAGUAUGCUGUAUUACUUGAGAAAAAGAAAAGAAUUAAAAUGACUCCCAAAUCCAAACCAACGCCCACACCUCCCCCAUCCCAACCACCAAAGAAAAAGCCCAAGAAGAAACGUCGACGGAGAUUUAGUGAAAGUGAAGAGGAUAGUGACAGUGAAGAUGAUCCAGAUUUUGUGGCUUGAUAGUGUUGGAAUAAUUUACUGUUUGUUUCUCUCAUUUUCUUGGUUUUACUUCUCACAUCCAAAAAAGUUUAUUUCUUCUCAAGAAAAAAACAAAACAAAACAAAAAAAAAACUGCAGAUCAUCUGUUUGCUGCUGCCAAUGGCAUCAUCAUUUUCAGUGCAUCUUCAUUCGUCUCAUACCAAAAGACUUUAAAAGAACUACCCAUCCAUUAAUAUAUUCAUCAUUGUUUUUGGAGACUGCAUACACGGAAGUCUCUGAAAUCUCAUCAACCAGUGAUAACUCACAGCUACCAAGACACACAGAAUCCACAAACGCACAUGUACACACACAUAUACAUGCAUCCAUACAAACAACCAUGCACACAUGCACAGUGUAUAUAAGUGCAUCUGCAACAAUCACAAUCCAACAACUUUUUAAAAAAUACUAUGAACAUAUAUAUAUAUAUAUGUGUGUAUAUAUAUAUGUUUGUUAAAGGACAACUUAUAAAAAAAAACAAAACAAAAAGAAAAUAGCAUCAGCAACAAGCAAACAAAAUGUGACCUGUAUAUAAAUAUAUAUAUUUAUAUAUGUAAUGUGGAAGUUAUUACCACAUUACAGAAGACUAAUGAAAGAAAUUCAACUCCAAAAAUCAUUUGGACAUUUCAUUUGACAUUUUCAUCAAACAUCAGCUGUAAACUUUCAUCCAUUUGCCAUCUGUAAAGUUAUAUGUAUUUAUUUGUGAAUAUGUCCAUUUUUUAUAGUCCCUACAGCACCAAAGAUGUCUGAAAACAGUGGAUCAAAACUAAAGCCUUGUCUUCUGAAAGAAGAUGGCAAGUUGUACUGUUUGUUAUGAUGCUGUAAAUGUUAAAAUUAAAUUUUCAUACUGUAUAGUUUACUGAAAGCAAAGAAACAAAAAAAAAAA